AUGGCGCAUGAGGCUGCUCCCGAACGGGCUCGUACAAUUCUGGCUUCGGUGACGGGCAUCGACACCAAGCUCUCGUCGUUCCAGAUCGAGAUCACGGCAACCGUCACGGAGAUGCGCUCGGACUACAGUCAAUUGGCCGCGAGGAUGGACGUACUCGAGGCAAGUAUGGAGCAAGACCAAUCGAGCGAGGACGUCAUGGCCGACCUUUCUGCGGAGGCGGAGCGUCAGGUCAGGAUGCAGAAGCUCGAGUCCAUGGUCCAGAAGUUGGAGAGCCAGCUCAACGACACGCCUACCGACG
Messenger RNA from Prorocentrum cordatum, 298 nucleotides. The record is from the annotation of a GenBank genome assembly. Lineage: Eukaryota; Dinophyceae; Prorocentrales; Prorocentraceae.